AUGGAACCAGCGUACCAACCCUCUGCCCCGGACCGUCUUCACCAAAUGGGAGAGGAGGUGAUCCAAACUCUCACCAAACUGGCAACUCCAUUGUCACCACAGCCUCUGGUUCCAGAAGCCCUGGUUCCGGUAAACCCAGCCUUGGCUAUUGAUGCCCCCGAGCCAAAGAUUGGCAACCCCGAAUGCUUUCACGGCGACCCAACCGAGGUUCUGCGCCGUCUCCUGGAAAAUUCCCUGUUUGUCAAAGCAGAGAAAUGUGAAUUUCACGUCAGAUCGGUAUCAUUUCUGGGACAGAUAGUGGCAGAGGAAAGUCUUCAGAUGGACCCUACAAAAGUGACGGCAGUAACAUCCUGGCCUGUACCGGAGAACCGCAAAAAACUGCAACAAUUCCUGGGCUUUGCCAACUUCUACAGACGAUUCAUCCGGAAUUACAGUACAGUGGCAUCUCCCUUCACAGCCCUUCCCAGCACAAAGGUUCCAUUCAGGUGGACUCCAGCAGCCGACAAGGCCUUCGGGACGCUUAAGGCACGCUUCACUUCUGCCCCAAUCCUCCAAAUGCCCGACCCAGAGCGACAAUUUGUGGUAGAGGUGGAUGCGUCUGAAGUGGGGGUCGGAGCAGUGCUUUCACAGUGCGCAACAUCGGACGGCAAGUUACAUCCAUGCGCCUUCUACUCUCGCCGACUGUCCGCGGCAGAGCAGAAUUAUGACAUUGAGAAUCGCGAGCUGCUGGCUUGAAGGAUCAACCAUUCCAUUUCUGGUGUGCACCGACCAAAAGAACCUUAAAGACAUAAUAACAGCUCGGUGGUUGAACCCGCGGCAGGCCCGGUGGUCCCUAUACUUCACACGUUUCAAUUUCACCCUCUCUUACCACCCUGGUUCCCGGAAUGCAAAGCCCGAUGCUCUCUCUCGAGUAUUCCAGAAGGAUGAAACACGAGUGGAGGAUUCUAAGCCCAUUCUCCCAGAUUUCUGCCUCAUUGCUACAUUGACCUGGGACAUUGAGAAGCAGGUCAAAAAAGUUAUCCGGGAUCAGCCUGGCCCCAGCGCCUGCCCCCCUGAUCGCCAAACGUGUCCAAAAAACAGACAAAGUUUUAUUGCAAACAAAAAUCAAAAGCUGCAAAAGUACUUGAUUACAGAAAGAAUGGUAGCAUAGGCUUAGUCCAACAAACACAUAACUGAACUAAAUGUGGUCAGCUCUCAGCAAACAGGACCCACUGGUCAUCACCAGGCUGACUGGCCAGUCUUAAAUACCAGGCUUAUGAUGAUCAGGCUCAGCUGGGCGAUCUGGGUGGAGAAAAUGAGGGAGAAUGAACACAAAAAGAAAAAACUACGGCCUUGUGCCAUAACAGUGAGGAAACCUGGAAACAUUGGAGCUAAGUAGAGCCAUAACCAAUAAGAUCUAGAUAACCAAACCCAAAAGGCUUGAGUGAUACCAUGCACUGUACUUAGGUUUGGCAACGACUAUGGUUAUUACGGAGUCUACGACAGCUUUCUAUUUUAUAUAUAUAUACGUAUAUAUACAGUAGGGCAAAUAAGCAUUUAGUCAACCACUAAUUGUGCAGGUUCUCCCACUUGAAAAUAUUAGAGAGGCCUGUAAUUGUCAACAUGGGUAAACCUCAACCAUGAGAGACAGAAUGUGAAAAAAAAAAAAAAAAAAAAACUGAAAAUCACAUUGUUUGAUUUUAAAGAAUUUAUUUGCAAAUCAUGGUGGAAAAAUAAGUAUUUGGUCAAUACCAAAAGUUCAUCUCAAUACUUUGUUUUGUACCCUUUGUUGGCAAUAACGGAGGCCAAACGUUUUCUGUACUCUUCACAAGCUUUUCGCACACUGUUGCUGGUAUUUUGGGCCAUUCCUCCAUGCAGAUCUCCUCUAGAGCAGUGAUGUUUUGGGGCUGUCGUUGGGCAAAACGGACUUUCAACUCCCUCCACAGAUAUUCUAUUAGGGUUGAGACCAGGAGACUGGCUAGGACACUCCUUGUAGGACCUUGUAAUGCAUCUUACGAAGCCACUCCUUUGUUGCCCUGGCUGUGUGUUUGGGAUCAUUGUCAUGCUGAAAGACCCAGCCACGUCUCAUCUUCAAUGCCCUUGCUGAUGGAAGGAGAUUUUCACUCAAAAUCUCUGGAUACAUGACACCAUUCAUUCUUUCCUUUACACAGGUCAGUUGUCCUGGUCCCUUUGCAGAAAAACAGCCCCAAAGCAUAAUGUUUCCACCCCCAUGCUUCACAGUGGGUAUGGUGUUCUUCGGAUGCAAUUCAGUAUUCUUUCUCCUCCAAACACGAGAACAUGUGUUUCUACCAAAAAAUUAUAUUUGGGUUUCAUCUGACCAUAACACAUUCUCCCAGUCCUUUUUCUGCAUCAUCUAAAUGCUAUCUAGCAAACCGCAGACGGGCCUGGACGUGUACUGGCUUCAGCAGGGGGACACGUCUGGCAGUGCAGGAUUUGAGUCCCUGGCGGUGCAUUGUGUUACUGAUAGUAGCCUUUCUUACUGUGGUCCCAGCUCUCUGUAGGUCAUUCACUAGGUCCCCCCGUGUGGUUCUGGGAUUUUUGCUCACCGUUCUUGUUAUCAUUUAGACACCACGGGGUGAG
Molecule: messenger RNA, 2580 nt
Organism: Corythoichthys intestinalis (scribbled pipefish)
Lineage: Eukaryota; Metazoa; Chordata; Actinopteri; Syngnathiformes; Syngnathidae
Exons: 3
Coding region: 1-735 (244 amino acids)
Source: RefSeq, a predicted model, not a curated record